CCGCCUGUCGCUACGUUUAUAACGACGGCGUCGUCGCUUCAUCUCCAUCCUCCGCCCCGUCCCGUACUCCCCCCAGCUGCAUGGAACUUCCAGCCUAGGGGCACGACUACAGAGUUCUGACGAGCACAAGCUCGACCAAAGAUCUCGAUGACUACCAUGUCCCAAAAUGUGCCGCUGAACCCUUCCUCGACCCCGUUCUUCCCUGGAAGAGGACGUUUCGGUGAAGAUAGUGAUCUCAGCGUCGCCGUUACGAGUGUUCCCACCGUUAGAGUACAAGGCGAUGCACCCGCACCCACCUUCCGUGAACAUUCAGAGCAGAAGCAAGUGCGGUCCUCUCCCAGCCCUCCUAGCUCGUUCGGAUCCCGCCACGAUGUUCGUAUGGAUGUACGGUCGAUGGGCAUCAGCACCCCACCGGUUGGACCUACGGAACCGGACAAGUUUUUCUCCGGACGAAUGAGCACGGUUGGAAGUCUGGAAGCUUUGCCAGAGGGCGACGACUUGGGCGGAAUGGACGACGGUAACCGGCGGUUCACCGAGUCUCCUUUGUUCUCUGCGGUCAACCAGUCGGGACGCGCUAUAGCCACCCCACCGCUGAACAUGAUCAGUCACUCUUCCCGCUCGUCGUCUUUCUAUAACAAUGGGCCGAUUCCAUCCACAUCUCCAGUCUCCUCAUUGGACUCUGGCAGUCAUUUCACUGGCAUCGAUCUCCUGCAGAAUUUGGAAAUGCAGCUGAAGGCAUCGCCCUUCAUUCACGAUAUCAUAGACCGCCUCAUACGUUGCGAGCGCUCGACUCGAGAAAUCCAACGUGACCUCGGUGACGUCCAUCGCAAGGUCAACCUUCUGGUUGAGCGUUCAUUAGGCAGUAGCAACACCGGAUCCACAUUCCCCGAAUUCAAGAAUCCUUUUGCACCUUCUGCUAAUGCUGCCCCGUCUUUCGCUUCUCGUCCUUCUUUUAGCGCUAACAUUGCCCCCAAUCAAGUCCCUCCUGGCGACGACAUCACCCAGAUAUCCCAGCGUUUGAAUACUCUGACUACUUCAGUUAGUCAGCUCCUUGCUCUCCAAACACAGCAACAUAUCCAAAACGCGACUACAGGGACCAUAGGACCCCAGCUUGGCAGGCUCACGCCCCAAGCUCCAGAGAUACCACCUAAUGCGCCUUCUAACACCGCUGUGCUUGGCCAUGGAUUCCCUCCUAGAGAUUUGAGGCCGCCUCGCCCGCCUAACCCCCCAACUCGUACCUGGUCUGUAGGUAAUCUUGAUAUGCCCGUGCGAGCAGACCCCGUGGGCGCUAUCGGUCGUUCUGACGCCGGGCGCGACAAACGGCGUUCUGUCACAGGCGGGAUGAUGCGCCGGGAAUCUGCAGGUGUCAGUGUGGCCUUCGUAUCAUAAACAUUGCGAAAGGCUCACACUUAUCCUCCAGAACCUUGACCAAGGCAUGGAUUGGUCUGGCGGGUCCAAUCGCGAUGGACCCACGGUGUCAAAAUGGGAGCAACUAAAUCUAGCCCCUGAGCUACUGCGUUCGCUCAGCAAAUUUGGUGUUGGUCCACCCAAUAAGAUUCAGCAGCGUGCUCUGCCUUUCUUACUCCGUGGUUGCGACAUCAUAGCCCAGGCUCCGCCAACUCAGGAACGGAUUGCAGCAUAUGUGAUACCUGCUAUUCAAACAGCUGUUGCGAAUACCAUAGGACGCCCCCCGAACAGAGGUCCAUUGGCCAUUAUGAUAUCCACGACCGUCGAUCAGGCUACUCAGGCACAACGAAUGAUACGUGACUUAGGUGGCCCUAUCGGUAUCCGCUCUGCUCUCGGUGUCGGAGCUACUUCAGCAUCGGGUGACCUUUCUCAGGAAUUACGACUUUUACAACAAAAUAUGCCUCAUAUAGUCUGCGGAACACCUCAAAAACUUCAUGCGCUCUUUACUUCGCCUGGGGGCCUGACUGGGUCUGAAGUUCGCUUCCUUGUGCUCGAUGAAGUGGAUCAACUGAUAGCGCGAAACCUGCACGAUUAUGUAUUCAAUAUCGUGAAGCUAUUGCCGUCACCUCGUUCACGGCCGCUGAGCAGUGCCUCGAACGGGUCACAACCUGUCGGGUCCUUCGAUGCUGGGUUAGCCCCAAAUGCAAGUUCUGGUCGGAGGCUAUCGGCCAUUGCUCCUGGUUCUAACGUUGACAUGGCUAGUAAUCCCUCCGCAAUAGAGCGGCAGACUGCUCUUUUCUCGAACACGGUACCUCAAGAUGUGCUGAAUCUGGCUACCGCUAUACAACUACGCGAACCUGUCCGCGUCUUAGUUCGCCGUGACGGCAACGUGACUAGCUCAGAUUCUAACCAAGGAGCCCGUGGCCUUCGCCAGUUUUACUUAUACCUAGCAUUUACUGCUGGUGCGCGGUCAGAAUCUAUUUCUCCGUCCACUCCCGGAGGUCUCGGAAUUAUUGGUUCAGGAAGGGGUGCUUCGAACCCGGAGAGUGCUCAGGCUCGCGAAUGGAAGCUGGACGCCCUUGUGGACAUGUUCAACGACGUUGAAGUUUCUCAGGCGAUAGUUCAUGUUGGUGGCAUGAAUUCUUUAGACUCUGUUGUGCAUAAGCUAGCCAGCCGAGGCAUAGAGGCUGUGCCUAUGCAUGGUGAUAUGAACGCGGGUGCAAAACUUGCUGCCCUCAACAAGUUCAGGAGCCCGUCCAACGGCAUCAUGAGGCAGCCUCUCACAAAGGUGCUCGUUGUUAACGACGUACAAUUGAAGACCCCAGAAGUGGCCCAUGUCCCGCUCAUCAUUAAUUAUGAUUUGCCCAAGGCUGUAGAGGAAUAUGCCCAUCGUGUUGCUCCUGCCAUCGCAUCAAACUAUGCUCGUGCAGGCGUAGUCAUCAACUUUGUUACAGCUACUGGAGGAGAUGUGGAAAUGCUUCGCUCCAUAGAAUGCUUCUAUAAGAUUAAAUGCCCCGAAGUGCCCACCACUUUGCGUGAUAUCGUAUAAAUAAAUUGUGUCUGUAUCCCUACUUGCACUUUCAUCAUUUCAACAACUAUAUCCCUGUGUUUUAUUUCAUCAUCUACUUGUAGUUUACUAUAUCACCCGUUCAGCCCGGUGAACUACUUACCAUCCUUUUAUACCCUGGUGUUUCCGUACUUGUUUGGAAUGGGAUUCGUCCUCUUGACCUGCUGUAUAUCAGACCUUUCUUUGUUCAAUACUCAUGCAGAUAUACUCUGAAUUAUGUCGCUCGGACACUAUGCAACCUAACCGUACCGUCCUCACUGCAGGACGCCAAUUGUGUCGACACACUACUAGGUCUCCAUAUGAGUCGGUGGACAUGACCAACGUGACUCUUGAUGGUACAUAGAGGUUUCCAUUCAGCAGAGCUAGUUUUAUCGGAGGUGAGAACAUGGAUCCCUCCGGUUUCUAGCCCAACAGCGAGCAAUCUUCGACCAGCAUUAUCCAUGGGACAAAACCCCACUGAAGUCGCAGCUUCUGGAAACUUGAGGGUACAUACCGAGAUAGGCUUCACCCCCUCAGUUGGCGGCACCCAUAUUCUGACAGUUUUAUCGCGAGACGCAGUUGCGAACAGAUCGCUCUCAGAAGACCAUUCACAAUCCCAUAUUAUACGUGCGUGCGUCUUGUCCGCGGCAAUGGGUUUGAAUGCUUCUUCGUUUACUUCGUAUAUUCUCCAGGUCCGAUCGCGAGACACAGUAAGAAUCCAGCGAUCAUCCGGGCUAAAUGCGAUUUUUGUUAUCGUCAACAUAUGGCCUUGUAGUGGAUUGCCGAUGGGCUGCCAUGUAUCCGUUCGAUAAACCCGCACAACAGCGUGUUCAGGCGAAGUAGCUCUGCAAGCCGUGGCGACGAAGCGUUUCGAGCGCGAUACAGCCAAGCUAAUGAGCUCAUACCCAUGUCCGAAAAUCUUCUCUGUUUCGGGCCAAAGAGUCAUUGCAGCAAGCUCUCCUUCAAAGGGGCGCCUCAAAGAAUCCUCCCAGCUACUUUGAGGGGUCCUAGUGGUGACUUCCGUCACAGCUUUGUUAGAAAGUCCCAGAGGCGGCACACUAGCUGCAAUAGGUCGUGUGGGCUCUUCCUCUGCACCCGACAGCUUCAGUAUCUUGGCCAGCUUAGCAAAUCCCCGCGGAGCCUCGAAUACACGAGCGACCUUCUCAUCAGCAAUGCUUACGAAGCCCCACGAGCUCAUGAACCGUACGCUGACGAGAUCGUAUCCGUGAACUUGAGGCCUGCCAAUUUCAUGCCAGGGGCUUGCAUUGAGGGAACCCUCAAAAUCCGAAGUUGGUCCGAAUAUGCGUGUUGUUUGGUCAGAUCCCACAGAAAUCAGGUAUUCUCCUUUUGGACUCCAGUCAAUGUCUUUCACGGGCCCGAAAUGCCCGGUUAUUGCACCAACCUCAGCCCAUUCCUCAAGGCGUGAAUCACCGGUUGACUCUGAGCAACGCCAACGACGCCAUCCUCCGUUCCAUCCCCAUGCGAGUACUUCGUGACCACCACUACUCCAGAGUCCGCCAAUAAAGCCUCCCAAUCGCUGACCGCCUAUAUCACCGAAUCGUAUGCGAUUGAUCCAGAGUGAAUUUUCCUUUUGAAGUGAACCAUCUCCUACACCAGAAGGAGACCAAAUUGCAACUGACGAGUCGGUCGACGUGGAGAGCAGGGAGGGGAGAGAGGAUGUCGACCCCGAGCCAGGACGCCAAGCCAAGCUAGUAAUUCCCGCUUCGUGGCCAACAAGCAAAGCAUCAAAUGUGAUAGUGAACUGUUGCAUACCUAUGGUAUCCCAUUUCACGUUGAUGAUAUGCCGCUUGAGGGAGAUUUGUUUUCCACCUUCGCUGUCUGCUUCAUUGUUCAUUGAAGCUUCCAGAGCAUCCAACACGUCAUUGCUUAACUGCUGACUUGUGACCUCAACCUGAGGUAACUCGGCCACCAUUUUCUCCACGGGUUCGAUGUUCCAUAGGCGUAUAGUGGAGUCCUGGGAGCCAGAAGCCAAAGUAAGAGGUUCAUCCGGCUGGUCCUGUGGGGAAAAUGCGAGGCUGCGAACCCAGUCUUCAUGCCCCGACAGUGC
Messenger RNA from Coniophora puteana RWD-64-598 SS2, 5021 nucleotides. RefSeq names its product P-loop containing nucleoside triphosphate hydrolase protein. The record is from RefSeq and is a predicted model, not a curated record. Gene Ontology annotation, cellular component: cytoplasmic stress granule. Lineage: Eukaryota; Fungi; Basidiomycota; Agaricomycetes; Boletales; Coniophoraceae. The coding region runs from base 1436 to 2956 and encodes 506 amino acids. Gene Ontology annotation, biological process: cytoplasmic translational initiation. Gene Ontology annotation, molecular function: translation initiation factor activity; ATP binding. The transcript has 17 exons.